UUCCUCCUUGCGCUCGCUCGCUGCCUGAGCGUCUCCAGCCGGGAGAGUAGGCGGAGCAGGGCGGUGCGGGGUGGCGUAGAGCUGGAGGGCGAUGGUGGCGGAGCUGCUGGGGGCGGAGGCAACGUAGCCCCCUCGGAAAAGGAGCCCGGCGGCGCCUUAGCCCUGCCGAGGAUGGAGAACCGGCCUGGGUCCUUCCAGUACGUCCCUGUGCAGCUGCAAGGGGGGGCACCCUGGGGCUUCACCCUUAAGGGGGGUCUGGAACACUGCGAGCCGCUCACAGUGUCUAAGAUUGAAGAUGGAGGCAAGGCAGCUUUGUCCCAGAAGAUGAGGACUGGUGAUGAGCUGGUGAAUAUCAAUGGCACUCCAUUAUAUGGCUCCCGCCAAGAGGCCCUCAUUCUCAUCAAAGGCUCCUUCCGGAUUCUCAAGCUGAUUGUCAGGAGGAGGAACGCCCCUGUCAGUAGGCCACACUCAUGGCAUGUGGCCAAGCUGCUGGAGGGAUGCCCUGAAGCAGCCACCACCAUGCAUUUCCCUUCUGAAGCCUUCAGCUUGUCCUGGCAUUCCGGCUGCAACACAAGUGACGUGUGUGUGCAGUGGUGUCCACUCUCCCGGCAUUGCAGCACCGAGAAAAGCAGCUCCAUUGGCAGCAUGGAGAGCCUGGAGCAACCAGGCCAAGCCACCUAUGAGAGCCAUCUGUUGCCUAUUGACCAGAACAUGUACCCUAACCAGCGUGACUCAGCCUACAGCUCCUUCUCGGCCAGCUCAAAUGCUUCUGACUGUGCCCUUUCCCUCAGGCCAGAGGAGCCAGCCUCUACAGACUGCAUCAUGCAAGGCCCAGGGCCAACUAAGGCCCCCAGUGGCCGUCCUAAUGUGGCUGAGACCUCAGGAGGUAGUCGGCACACCAGUGGGGGCUACCUGACCCCCAGCUCUCAGAUGUCAUCCCGUCCACAGGAGGGAUACCAGUCAGGGCCUGCCAAAGCAGUCAGGGGCCCACCACAACCUCCAGUGAGGCGGGACAGCCUUCAGGCCUCCAGAGCCCAACUCCUCAAUGGAGAGCAGCGCAGGGCAUCUGAGCCUGUGGUCCCCUUGGCACAGAAGGAGAAACUGAGCUUAGAGACUGUGCUACCCGCAAGGAACCCUAAUAGGUUCUGUUGCCUCAGUGGGCAUGACCAAGUGACAAGUGAGGGUCAUCAGAACUGUGAGUUCAGUCAGCCUCCUGAAUCCAGCCAACAGGGCUCUGAGCAUCUACUGAUGCAUGCCUCAACCAAGGCUGUUGGAUCCCCAAAAGCCUGUGACAAAGCUUCCAGCAUGGAUUCCAACCCACUCAAUGAGGCUUCUGCAGAGCUAGCUAAGGCUUCUUUUGGCAGACCUCCACAUCUCAUAGGACCCACAGGGCAUCGCCAUAGUGCCCCUGAACAGCUGCUGUUAUCCCACCUGCAGCAUGUGCACCUUGAUACCAGGGGCAGCAAAGGGAUGGAGCUCCCACCUGGACAGGAUGGGCACCAGUGGACUCUGUCCCCUUUGCACAGCAGCCACAAAGGGAAGAAAAGUCCAUGCCCCCCUACAGGAGGAACCCAUGACCAGUCCAGCAAAGAAAGAAAGACCAGACAAGUGGAUGACAGGUCUUUAGUUUUGGGACACCAGAGCCAAAGCAGUCCCCCACAUGGAGAGGCUGAUGGACACCCCUCAGAAAAAGGUUUCCUGGACCCAAACAGAACAAGCAGAGCAGGCAGUGAAUUGGCCAACCAGCAACCCUCUGCCUCUGGCUCCCUUGUUCAACAAGCCAGGGACUGUUCUUCAACCACUAAAGUAGCUGGUGGCACAGAGGCAGGUGAAGAAGGGGACAGUGAGCCCAAGGAGUGCAGCCGGAUGGGUGGUAGGCGAAGUGGAGGGACCCGGGGCCGCUCAAUCCAAAACCGGCGGAAGAGUGAGCGUUUUGCUACCAAUCUGCGUAAUGAAAUUCAGAGGAGGAAGGCCCAGCUCCAGAAAAGCAAGGGUCCCUUGUCACAGCUGUGUGACACUAAGGAGCCAGUGGAAGAGACCCAGGAGCCCCCAGAAAGUCCUCCACUCACUGCCUCUAACACAUCUCUUCUAUCUUCAUGUAAAAAACCUCCCAGCCCCAGAGACAAGCUCUUCAACAAAAGCAUGAUGCUCAGAGCUAGGUCUUCCGAGUGCCUCAGCCAAGCCCCUGAGAGCCAUGAAUCUAGGACAGGCUUAGAGGGACGAAUAAGCCCUGGCCAGAGGCCUGGCCAGUCCUCUUUGGGCCUGAACACCUGGUGGAAAGCACCUGACCCAUCCUCCUCAGACCCUGAGAAAGCACAUGCUCACUGUGGAGUCCGUGGAGGUCACUGGAGAUGGUCUCCAGAGCAUAAUUCACAGCCACUUGUGGCAGUAGCCAUGGAAGGCCCUUCCAACCCAGGUGACAACAAGGAAUUGAAGGCUUCUACUGCUCAAGCUGGGGAGGAUGCCAUCCUCUUGCCUUUUGCAGACAGAAGAAAGUUCUUUGAAGAGAGUAGCAAAUCCUUAUCUACAUCUCAUUUGCCAGGUUUAACCACUCAUAGCAACAAGACUUUUACCCAGAGACCAAAACCUAUAGACCAAAACUUCCAGCCAAUGAGCUCCAGCUAUAGGGAAUUGAGGCGCCAUCCCAUGGACCAAUCAUAUCAUUCCGCAGACCAAACAUAUCAUGCCACAGACCAAUCAUAUCAUUCCAUGUCACCCCUUCAGUCAGAAACUCCCACUUACUCAGAAUGUUUUGCAAGCAAAGGUCUAGAAAAUUCCAUGUGUUGUAAGCCACUACACUGUGGUGAUUUUGAUUACCACAGGACCUGCUCUUACUCCUGCAGUGUUCAAGGAGCUCUAGUCCAUGAUCCUUGCAUUUAUUGUUCUGGGGAAAUCUGCCCUGCCUUGCUAAAGAGAAAUAUGAUGCCAAAUUGCUACAACUGCCGGUGCCACCACCACCAAUGCAUUCGGUGUUCAGUUUGCUAUCAUAAUCCUCAGCACAGUACCCUCGAGGACAGCAGCUUGGCACCUGGCAACACUUGGAAACCCAGGAAGCUGACAGUGCAGGAAUUUCCUGGGGACAAAUGGAAUCCAAUAACAGGAAACAGGAAGACCAGCCAGUCAGGGAGGGAAAUGGCUCAUUCCAAGACUAGCUUUUCAUGGGCAACCCCUUUCCAUCCUUGCCUUGAGAACCCAGCACUGGACUUGUCAAGCUACCGAGCAAUUUCUUCUCUUGACCUCCUUGGAGACUUCAAACAUGCUUUGAAAAAAUCAGAGGAAACUUCAGUUUAUGAGGAGGGGAGCUCCCUUGCCUCCAUGCACCACCCACUGCGCAGCCGUGCCUUCUCAGAGAGUCACAUCAGCUUGGAGCCCCAAAGCACCCGGGCCUGGGGGCAGCAUAGGAGGGAGCUCUUUAGCAAAGGUGAUGAGACCCAGUCAGAUGUUCUCGGAGCCAGGAAGAAGGCCUUUCCUCCUCCUCGCCCUCCUCCUCCUAACUGGGAGAAGUACAGGCUCUUUCGUGCAGCCCAGCAGCAGAAGCAGCAACAGCAGCAGCAGAAGCAAAAGGAGGAGGAGGAGGAAGAAGAAGAAGAAGAGGAAGAGGAGGAGGAGGAGGAGGAGGAGGAGGAAGAGGAGGAAGAGGAAGAGGAAGAGGAGCUGCCACCCCAGUAUUUCAGUUCAGAAACCUCUGGUUCCUGUGCUCUCAAUCCUGAGGAGGUCCUGGAGCAGCCACAACCCCUCAGCCUUGGCCACCUGGAGGGCUCGAGACAGGGUUCACAAAGUGUCCCAGCAGAGCAAGAAUCCUUUGCACUACAUUCCAGUGAUUUCUUGCCUCCAAUAAGGGGGCACUUGGGAUCUCAACCUGAGCAGGCCCAGCCCCCUUGCUACUAUGGCAUUGGUGGGCUUUGGAGGACAUCGGAACAGGAAGCCACUGAACCCGCCAAACAAGAGUUUCAGCACUUUUCGCCUCCUCCAGGGGCCCCAGGAAUCCCUACCUCUUACUCAGCUUAUUACAAUAUUUCUGUGGCCAAGGCAGAGCUGCUGAACAAACUGAAAGACCAACCUGAGAUGGCAGAGAUUGGCCUAGGAGAGGAGGAAGUUGACCAUGAACUGGCUCAAAAAAAGAUACAGCUUAUCGAAAGCAUCAGCAGAAAACUUUCUGUCUUGCGGGAGGCCCAGCGAGGGCUGCUAGAGGACAUCAAUGCCAAUUCUGCCCUUGGGGAGGAGGUGGAGGCCAACUUAAAAGCCAUCUGCAAACCCAAUGAAUUUGAAAAGUACCACUUGUUUGUUGGGGACCUGGACAAAGUGGUCAACCUGUUGCUGUCACUCUCUGGACGACUGGCCCGGGUGGAGAAUGCUCUCAACAGCAUCGAUUCAGAGGCCAACCAGGAGAAGUUGGUGCUGAUAGAGAAGAAGCAGCAGCUGACGGGGCAGUUGGCAGAUGCCAAGGAACUGAAGGAGCACGUGGACCGCCGGGAGAAGUUGGUGUUUGGCAUGGUCUCCCGCUACCUGCCUCAGGACCAGCUCCAAGAUUACCAGCACUUUGUCAAGAUGAAAUCUGCUCUCAUCAUUGAACAGCGAGAGCUGGAGGAGAAGAUCAAGCUCGGGGAAGAGCAGCUCAAAUGUCUCAGGGAGAGUCUACUCCUGGGGCCCAGCAAUUUCUAAUUCUACCAGCACUCUGCCACAGCAUCCCUGCCCAGCCAUGUGGGAAGUGCUUUCAAUCUUCUUUGUUAGCAGUUUCUCAGCAAGUAGAUAGCAAUUAGCAGUUUGUUCCAGCCCUCUACCCUGGAUGUCUCUCACUACCCCUUCCCUAGCAGUGGUCCUAACCAGCUAGGAGACCCUGGGGAAGCCACAACUUCUACCCAAGGGAGCUGCAGCAAGGUGUGAUCUUAGAACCACAUUCUCCUUCCCACAGUUGCCAAGGGCAAGUACUUGCUGCACAGAGAACCAAGGAAGUGCCUUCAUUCUGCUCUGUACUAAGGACACCAAAGACAUCAAGUACUCAUCACCCACCCAUAUCAUCAACAGCCUCUAAAGGCUCAGAGGGAAGCUGCCUUGCAGCUCUACUCUGCCCCAGGGCUUGUGGCCCAGCCAUUUCUCACAGAGAGCUGGCUGCCUUGAGGGCAUUCACCUGGCACCAGUUUCAGGGCCUCACCCAAGCUUUGCAAGGGAAAGCACAGAGGGAGGAAUUACACUGAAAAAAAUGCAAGCAAAGGUUGAGUACCCCCAGGUGCCCCUUAGGAAGGAACCAGGUUUAAAUAGGCUCUACCCUUACCUUUCCCAGCAGCAAGUUCAGGGGAAGAGGCCUACUCUUAGCCCUGGCUAGUGUGACCCUCUUCCUGUCCUAAGACUUUGGUCCUACCACCUCUUGUUUCAUCUUUCCUUUACAUUGCUGGGGGUUACCGCAGGUGCCUACCCCAGGGCUUCACCAUAUGGGCCAUUAAUAGCUCUACUAAAACUGACUUCUAGAUGUAGGUUUCAUUAUUGGGGGAGGGGGUUCUUAUUGUUAUAUUUUAAAUGGCCUUUUGAUUUUAUUUAUUUUUAUGUUUUGAUUAUUUUUUUUCUUUUUUAACUAAUAAGGUGAGAAGAGGGAAGUUGGAGAGGGAAAAGUUAGCCCAGAAGGAAAGCAUUUUCUGCAGAUCAGCCUGAAUCCACCGUGGCUAGGUAAGCAAGUGCCAAGGCGUUGAAUUGUUCCCACCAUAUCUACCAAUGUCUAGGAAGGAGUUUUCCCCUUGAACUCAGAGCCUCCCUACAGUGGCCUGGCCUUGUGCUUCCCUUGAAGUCUAAGUGACUUGAGUUUAGCAUUCCCCAGCAGGGUUCAAGUUUUUCUUACUGAUUUCUUUUUGAAACCAAAGAAAUCUCCUGAAAUGGAGAAAGGUUCAGUCAUUUCUCUACCAUCUCCAAGCUAUGGGAUCAGUAGAGGUGAGCUCAGAAGGAACUCCUCUAACCAUUGCUUUCUCAGCCUGUGGCCUGGCUCGAGGGAACCAAAACUCAAGGUAGCUAGGAGCUCCAGCCAGAGCCAGCUCCCCAGAGCGAUUGAUGACCCAGCCAGGAUCUUAGGCAUACAAACAACUAAAACUGCUGCUGUUGCCAAGGCCCUGACACCAGUAGCUAGUUUCUAUGCUGGAAAAGCAGCCCUCAGGUGGACGAUGGCAAGAAGGGGGUUAUGGCCAAAUGCUGCCCUGUUAUCCAGCUUAGCUCCCUGUUCCUCACUAACUGGGGCCAAUCCUUGGUAUCACACAACCCAGCCAAGGCCUGGCAUCUCUUCUAGUUACUGCUGAGUUCCUCAGGGUCCUUGAAGGUCAACUGUAGCAGCAGGGAUGUCUCAUUCAACCAAAGAAUUUGCCAAGGAACUUUUGCUGCUGUUACAAAUACUUGUCACUAGCUUCCAUUUCCUCUUCAUUGUAUUUGAAAACAAUGGGAGAAUCUUGGCCAGCAGGGUGUCCUGGGGUGGCGAGUGGGGUAAGCCUUUCUGUGGAGCCCUGGGUUUGCUCUUAGUACUGCUGCCAGAAACACUGUUAGAAUGGCAACCCUGCCAUUCUCCCCUCCAGUGGAAGAUUCUACUUUAUUCAGGAAGGCUGGUGGCUUGCAGGGGCUAGGCUUACACAAGCCAGCCAAGAUUGAGAAGGUAGGGGAGUGCUUUCAAUGGAGGCCAUAGUUGUCAUCUUUUCUUCUGAGCAGGCUCUAGGACAAACAAUGAGCAAAUUGAGAUGUCCUGUAUUGGGAGGAUGAGGCUGAUAUGUUUCAUCAUUCUCAGAUUUGUGGGCUAGAACACCUUUUUGGGAAUAUGGGCCUAGGGAAAAGAAUGGUCACUUACCUGGACACUAUGGCCAUAGUCUGAGUUUUUCUAGUCAGCAUGUGAUUGGUUGUACCUUAAGUUUAUGACACAAAAAAUACUAUUAACUCUGUUAUUUUUGUUCUUAAUCCCAUCUCAAAUUAGUUUCUAGAGUUGGAAUCAGAACACAAGGAUGCUCAUUUUCACAUGGAGGGAAAGUUGCCAAAGCAUUUAAAAAAUAACCCCAAAAGUGGUAGAUAAAGGUGAACUGCUGAACAGACACUGGCGUGCCACACUCCUGCCAGGGCAGUCUCAUUGUGUGUGAUGGUGCUGCAAAGCUGCCAGUAUUACUUGAGAUGCAGUCUCUCUCCCCUGUUCCCAGUUCCUGGGCUCAGCCCUCCUCCAAGGCCUGCCAGUGAGUAGCAGUUUGGAAGGCAGGCCAAGGGAGAUCCCCAAAGACAGUUAUCAGUCUUGACUUCUGCUCUCUCCUUUCAAAUACUUAUACAGGCCCCCAUGGGUAAUAGGCAAGCAUGAUGGCUGAUAGAUAGAGAAGUCAGUGCAUGAGUUACUAUCACAUGUCCCCCCAACCCCUCCUGCCACCUUCCGGGGCUCUGGAUAAUUGAAUCUCCCUGAGUCCCACAGCUGGAGACUCAACCAGGAUAUAGCUGUAAAUGCCCAAGUAGAAUCUGACAGAAUAAGACAGGGACACUGAAAAUAAAGCCCUAGAAAGGAAGAAAAUGGAAGCAAAGAAAAGGAGAGGUGAAAAGAUAAAAAGCCUCUUUCAAGGUUAGGUUCAGGUUCUGUUUUCCAUUUAACCUCAUGUGCCAAAAAGCUGCCCAGGCACACCAGAGCCACAUCCUGAACCCAACCCCCCCGACAGUGCUGCUCUGCCAGUAGCAAGCCCCAGAUGGAGGAAGCUGGGCCCAUUUCUGGCCACUUCCACCCAUUUGGAGCUUGGUGACUCCCACUGUCUUUGCCAGAGGAGUCGUCUAUGCCAAUAAUAUUUCUGCAACAGCAUAUUAUAUUAUUUGAAGAUUAGUAGAUCUUUUGGGGGGGGUGGGGCAGGGGACAGUUUCUACAGAUGAAGAACCAGUGUUGGUUGUACAGCUGUUGGGGGUCAUCUAUCCCAUGUGAAGCUAUUCUUUUUCCAAAUCUUGUUGUUUCUGCAUUUGUGUCCUCCACCACUCCCUUGUUGGCUGACAUAGAUAUGCCUGCCAGAUUGUCAUCAAGGGUCAUAUUUCAAUAAAAGGUGCUAAGGACAAAAAAAAAUCUCAUGUGUUUUAACUCAGGUGAUGGAAGUCUAAAGAUUCUGCUGAAAAGUACUGGAAAGGAAUUUGGUCACCUAUCCAUAGUCCUUCACAGAUAAACAUAUGACCAGACCCUUACCCACAGCCCUAAACCCUUACCCUGGCCUCUGAGGGAUGGUAUUGACGCUAUACCAUUCAUCAUCCCCAGUUAAAUAGCAGGAUCUGCCAUAGCCUUUUUAGGGGAACAGCUUUUAGACAUCUGUUUCAAGACCAUCCUGAGUAGGGGGUACAGAGUUUAAGCCAUUGGUUAUUUCUGUUGUUAUCACAGUAUUAAAGCAUGGUAUUUUUCUACUCAGAAGGACCUCAGGAUCACAGCCCUGCCCUUUAGCUCACUGAUAUAUUUCUUCCUCUCUGGUUACUCAGUGGCAACAUCACAUCCAGUCUAACCCCAUGUUUAGAAUGCAGAAAAAGUCAACAAUAGGUGUAAUCUCAGGUAUAGACCUAAGCAGUAUACAGAGUCUAGUUCUGGAGUCUAGCCUGAUCGAAGGUAAGCCAUUCUUUCUAGACUUCUUCCAAUCUUGAAUUCUGUCUAGUAUUUUCAUCUUACUUCUAGCUGAUAGUCCAAUCUCACACCUUCCUGCUCAGCUCCCUGGAAAGCAAGGGCCUUGCUGAUCUGCUCUCCAAGGCAACCUCAAAGAUUAGACUUAAAUAUAUUCCAGGCAGCAACUCUGACAUUGAAAAGCUUUCUUUUUUCAUGAUCCAUAUUCUGUUCACAUUCCAACUAUCCGCCUUCUACUCAAGAUAUCCAUUGUGGUAGAGUAGAAAGAGUCCAGCUUAGGCAUUAGAAUGAACUGUGUUCAAAUCCUGGUUCUGCCACUUAUUCAAUGAACCUGGGCUACUAGCUCAACUUCUGAGGUCAUUUUCUUAUCCGUAAAAUGGCAACAGUAUUAUCUUGCUUGCAGAGUUAUUGUAACUUGAAAAUAAUAAAUAAAAGCCACUAAAAAUCCAAGAAGUUAUUAGGCAGAAUCCCAGGCCCACCCCAAACCCAGUGAUAGCAGUCUGAAUUUUAAGUAGAUUUCCAGGAGAUUCAUGAACGUAUUAGAGCAUGGGAAGUACUGACUUGUUGAAAACAUAUUCAGUGCAUGGUAACCAUUAUUAUAGUCCUGAUCUACUCAAUUCAUUUUUUCCUUAUCCCAGGCAUAUUCUUGCUCUUCUCGUGUUGCUCACAACUACCUGCCUGGAUGAAUUUAGGAAAGUUGCAGGAUACAAGGUUAAAACACAAGAUCAAAUGAACAAUCCUAAAAUGUUAUUAAGAAAACAGUUCCGGCCAGGCGUGGUGGCUCAUGCCUGAAAUCCCAGCACUUUGGGAGGCCAAGGCAGGUGGAUCCCGAGGUCAGGAGAUCGAGACCAUCCUGGCUAACAUGAUGAAACCCUGUCUCUACUAAAAAUACAGAAAAUUAGCCAGGUGUGGUGGCACGCACCAGUAGUCCCAGCUACUUGGGAGGCUGAGGCAGGAGAACUGCUUGAACCUGGAAGGCAGAGACUGCAGUGAGCUGAGACCGCACCACUGCACUCCAGCCUGGGCAACAGAGUGAGACUCUGUCUCAAAAAGAAAGAAAGAAAGAAAGAAAGAAAGAAAACAGUUCCAUUUACAAUAGCAUCAAAAAGCAAAAAAGUACUUAGGAAUAAUUUAACAAAAGAAGUGCAAAACUUUUACACUGAAAACUAUAAAACAUUGUUGAAAGAGAUUAGAGAACAUCAAAAUAAAUAGAAAGACACUCCAUGUUCAUGGAUGGGAAGACUUAGUAUUGUUAAGAUGAAAUGUGCCCCAAAUUGAUCUACAGAUUCAAUCCAAUGCUUAUCAGAAUUCCAGUGGCUUCCUUGCGUAAGUUGACAAGCUGAUUCUAAAAUUCAUAUGGAAUUACAAGGAACCCAGAACAGUCAAAACAAUCUUUAAAAAGAACAGUUGGAGGGCUCAUACAUCCCAACUUCAAAACUUACUGCAAAACUACAGUAAUCAAGACAGUGUGGUACAGACACAAGGGUAGAUGUAUAAAUAAAUGGAAUUAAAUUGAGAGUCCAGAAAUAAAUCCUCAUGUAUAUGGCUAGUUAAUUUCAACAAGGGUCCCAAGAGAAAUUGAGGAGACAAGUUUUUUAACAAAUGGUGCUGAGACAACUGGGUAUCUACAUGGGAAAAAAUGAAGUUUUCCUUAAAUCACAUGCAAGAAUCAACUCAAAAUGGAUCAUAGAAUGUAAGAGUCAAAAUUAUAAAAUUCUUAGAAGAAAACAUUGUAGUAAGUCUUCCUAAUGUUAAGAUGAUUUGCACAAGUGAUACAAGAAAUAGAAAUAAAUUGGAGUAAAUCAAAAUUAAAAACUUUUGUGCUAAAAAUAUACCAUAUCAAAAAAGUGAAAAGACAAGCAACAUAAUAGGAGAAAAUAUUUGCAUAUCAGAUACUUCAAAAUAAAAAAGGACUCUUACAACUCAAUGAUAAAAAUAACCAAUUAAAAAUGGGUUAACGGAUUGUAAUAGACAUUUCUUCAAAGAAAAUAUGUGUUCUAGUAUGCUUGGGUUGCUAUAGAAUACUACCAUAGACUGAUUGAUUGGCUUAAAUAACAAACAUUUAUUUCUCACAGUCCUGGAGACUGGGAAAUCUGAGAUCAAGAUGCCAGCAGAUUCAAUGCCUUGUGAGGGCCCACUUUAUGGUUUGCAGAUGGCUACCUUGUGGCUGUGUCCUCAGCAAAGACAGAAAGGGAUCUGGUCUUGGCCAGGCACGGUGGCUCACGCCUGUAAUCCCAGCAUUUUGGGAGGCCGAGGCAGGCAGAUCAGGAGGUCAGGAGAUCGCGACCAUCCUGGCUAACACGGUGAAACCCCAUCUCUACUAAAAAAAAUACAAAAAAAUUAGCGGGGCGUGGUGGCGGGUGCCUGUAGUCCCAGCUACUCGGGAGGCUGAGGCAGGAGAAUGGCAUGAACCCAGGAGGCAGAGCUUCCAGUGAGCGGAGAUCGAGCCACUUCACUCCAGCCUGGGUGACUGAGCGAGACUCUGUCUCAAAAAAAAGAAGGGGAUCUGGUCUCUUCCCCUUCUUAUAAGGGCAUUAUAAUUUCAUUACGAAUGCCUACUCUUGUGACUUCAUGUAAACCAAUUUACCUCUCAAAGGCCCCACCUCCAUAUGCCAUCACAUUGGGGAUUCGGGCUUCAGCAUAUGAGUUUGGAGAGGACACAAACAUUCAGCUUAUAGCAAUAUGCAACUGGCUAGCAAGCACAGGGAAAGAUGCUCAAGCACUACUAUUCAUUAGGGAAAUGCAAAUCAAGACCACAAUGAGAUACCACUUCAUACCCACUAGAAUAGCUAUAUCAAAAAGCCAAACAAUAACAAGUGUUGGUGAGGAAAUGAAGAAAUUGGAACACUCAUACAUUGCUGAUGGGGAUGUAAAUUGAUGCAACCUCAUUGAAAAACAGCUUGGCAGUUUCUCCAAAUGUUAAACAUAGAAUUUCCACAUGACUUAGCAAUUCCAUUCCUAGGUAUAUACCCAAGAGAAUUGGAAACAGGUGUUCAAACAAAAGCAUGAACAUGAAUGUUUAAAGUGGCAUUACUCAUAAUAGCCAAAAAGUGGAAAUGACCCAAAUGUCCAUCCACUGAGGAAUGGAUAAACAAACUUUGAUAUAUGCAUACAGUAGGGUAUUAUUUAGCCAUAAAAAUGGAUAAAAUACUGAUACAUGUAACAUUUGAAAAUAUGCUAAGUGAAAGGAGCCAAUCACAAAAGACCACGUAUUGUAUGAUUUAAUUUAUAUGAAAUGUCCCAAACAGGCAAAUCUAUAAAGGUAGAAAGCAGAUUAGUGGUUGUCAAGGCUGGGGGCUCAGGGGCAAUAGGCAUGGGGUUUCUUUUGGGGAUGAUGAAAAUAUUAUAAAAUUAGAUUGUCAUCAUGGUUGUCCACCUCUGUGAAGGUACUGGAAACCAUUGAAGUAUACAUUUUAAAUGGGUGUGCUAAAUGGUAUAUGAAUUAUUUCUCAAUAAGUGUGUUUUUUAAAAAAAGCUAUUGAUUAUUUCCAUCAGUCUCAUUCCUCUUGACAAAAAUCUGAGUUGAUGGUGAGCAUGUACUUCAUUCGUGACUCCAAAGGGUACAAUAUUUACACCAUUUGAAUUUGGGAGUGACUUUACUAUUACAACCUUCCCCUUGAAGACCUGGAAGACCCAGCAACAUAAGGAGAAAGAGUAGUCUCAGCCUUGUACUAAGACUUCAGCGAAAACAAGAGAGAUGGGAGGGACUACUAUUGGGAAGGAGGGGCAAUCUUUCUAGGCAAAUAUUGUGGUAGAAUGGAUAAGAGCUUCGGCUCAUUGGGCAAAUAAACCAAGUUUUAAAUCCUGAUUCUACCAACUUACUAUGUCACCUUAAUAAGUUACUUGACUCCUCUCAACCUUAAUACCUUCAUCUACAGAAGGGGGCUAAUAAAAGCCGCACCUCAAAGUGUUACUAUGAUGAUUAAAUGAGAUAAUUCACAUGAAGCACUUAAAAUAAUGUCUGCCAUGUAGUAAGUAUUUGAUAAAUGUUAGCUGCUAGAUUUAUUUUUAUUGAGGUGAGAUUGAAGUAGAACAAUAUAAGGAAAAGUAAAGCAUCUUCAGCUUUGGAGUCAGACAGCUCUGUUAAUGUGACCUUGGAAGUCACUUUAUUUAUUGAGCCUUAGCAAAUAAUGAGGAUAGUAACCCUUCUCUUAUGGAGGCAGUUCCAAGCCUGGACACUGGAACCCACACCAUGUAGGUUUUCAUACUGGCUCCACCACUUACACAUCGUGUAACCUUGAGCAUGUUUAACUUCCCUGUACCUGGAUGUCCUCUUCUGUCAAAUGGUGGAAACAAAAAUACAUCCUUGUGUUGUGAGGAAUUAUUGAGUUAAUCCAUGCAAAGUACUUAGGACAAUAAGUACCCAAUGAAUGUUAACUUUUAUUAUAAAGCUAAAGUAGGAGUCAAAUGAGGUCUGUGGUAGAGCUGUUCAUGUGGUAGGUUCUCCGUAGAUGAUGGUUCCUUUCCUUACCUACCCUGCUGUGUGCACCAGGUCAAGAUAUUUUUGGACCUGCAGAUAAAAUGUUUCAGCCUUAGGAGUUCCCCACUGUAAGUAAAAUUUUCUGGCAAGCUCAAAUACUACCAUCUGAUGAGAACAAUGUAGUCUGUUAGCUGCCUGCAAGAUGACUGUCUAUACUCCCAAUAAAACACCCCAUUCAGAGCAAUAGAGAAGGAACUGUUUUGCAUGUGGACAACUUAAGGUCCAAUUUGAGGUUGGUUUGGGGAAAACAUCCACUCCUCCUCAAACCUAUCUUUAGACUUAAAGUCAACUUAAAUGUUAUUGAGUUUCCCACCCUGGGUUAAGCACUUUCACGUAUCUUUGCUUACACUAUUUUUCUAUCUAAACAUACAUUUUUAAAGCAGAAAUCCUCAUUUAAUCUUUAAAACAGGUCUGUGAUUUUGAAACACUGUUUAAUCAAAAUUCAGAAUUGUGGUAGCAUUUUUGCUGUUUGUAAGUUAAACAAAAUAGAUUGUAAGUGUGCAAUGCCAUUCAUUCAUUCAACUAAUGUGCCAAUAAUUUGUUUUGUGCUUCAGGGAUUCAGAAGUGGACAAGAUAGACAAAGUCCCCACUCUCGUGGGGCUUUUAUCCUAAUGAAAGAGAUAGAUAAGUAUAAAUAUACAAUUACAUAAUACUUUAUAUACAGAAAUACACAAUCACUUUUUACCCUGGUAUGGCAAUGCAAAACAUUCUUCCUUGAUUUCUUCAGCUGUGUGCAAUAGGCUAAACUCAUGAAUCUCUUUGCUAUUGCAGUCACUAAAAUAUUUUUUGCAUUAAUUUUCACCAGAGAAUAAUGUUUCAGUGAACAUGAGAGUGCAGAUAUCUCUUCGAGAUACUGAUUUCAUUUCCUUUGGGUAUUUACCCAGAAGAAGAAUCUCUGCAUCAUAUGGUCAUCGUAUUCUUAAUAUUUUGAGGAAUAUACACUAUUUUCCAAAAUGGGGUACUAACUUACAUUCCCACCAACAAUGUACCAGGGUUUCCUUUCCUCCAUACCCUCACCAACAUUUGUUAUCCCUUGUCUUUUUGAUAAAAGCCUGCUAUUUAUGACAAAAUGGAUGAACCCGGAGGGUAUUAUGCUAAGUGAAAUAAACCAGACACAGAAAGAAAAAUACUGCAUAAUCUCAUAUGUGAAAGCUAAAAAAGUCAAACACACAGGGGGAUGGAGGUGGAAGAAAUGAGGAUGUUGGUCAAAGCAUACAAAGUUGCAGUUACAUAAGAUGUAUAAAUCUAGAGAUCUCAUGUACAGCAUAAGUUCUAUAGUUAAUAAUGCUGUAUUGUAUACUGGAAAUUUUCUAAGAGUAGAUUUCAGGUGCUCUUACUGCAAAAGAGGGUAAUUAUGUGAGGAAAUGCAUAUAUAAUUUGCAUGACUGUAGCAAUCAUUUCACUAUGUAUAUGGAUGUCAAAACAUCAUUUGUACACCUUAAAUAUAUACAAUAAAAGAUUUUCACCAAAGAUAUUUUCUCCACAGGAUUUGUGAUGAGAUUUUUAAAAAAUUGUCUAGCAAAAGGAUGACAAACUAUCACUGAAGAGGUAGGAUUUGAAAGUAGUUUAGACAGAAAGGUUGAAUUCCACUCUUGAUAGAGAAAAUCAAUUCAUGUCACAUGGAAAUCUUGCCCAUUCUGUGCAACAUUCAAACAUGGCCAAAGACUAAGGGGUUCUGGCAAAAGCUCCUCUCCUCCU
Pongo pygmaeus (Bornean orangutan) is the source of this 14756-nucleotide messenger RNA. It is a transcript of the gene SHROOM4, whose product is annotated as shroom family member 4. Gene Ontology annotation, biological process: actin filament organization. The transcript is spliced from 9 exons. Lineage: Eukaryota; Metazoa; Chordata; Mammalia; Primates; Hominidae. Gene Ontology annotation, molecular function: actin filament binding. Gene Ontology annotation, cellular component: cortical actin cytoskeleton; adherens junction; apical plasma membrane. The coding region runs from base 172 to 4662 and encodes 1496 amino acids. The record is from RefSeq and is a predicted model, not a curated record.